Messenger RNA from Momordica charantia (bitter melon), 1848 nucleotides. RefSeq names its product UDP-glucose 6-dehydrogenase 1. Gene Ontology annotation, cellular component: nucleus. Gene Ontology annotation, biological process: glycosaminoglycan biosynthetic process. Gene Ontology annotation, molecular function: UDP-glucose 6-dehydrogenase activity; NAD binding. The record is from RefSeq and is a predicted model, not a curated record. NCBI's taxonomy places the organism in Eukaryota, Viridiplantae, Streptophyta, Magnoliopsida, Cucurbitales, Cucurbitaceae.
UUCUGGACAUCAAUUGCGUAUAUAAACCCAGCUCCAUUCUUCCACCAUUUCCCACGAGGCGUCUCCCAUUCUGAAUCUGAGUCAAGUUUCAGAAAUCUCUCUCUCAGGUUGUAAAUUGAAAAGGCAAAAAUGGUGAAGAUCUGUUGCAUUGGUGCCGGAUAUGUUGGAGGGCCUACAAUGGCGGUUAUUGCACUGAAGUGCCCAUCAAUUGAAGUGGCUGUUGUGGAUAUCUCUGUGGCUCGGAUCACUGCCUGGAACAGUGACCAGCUCCCGAUCUACGAGCCAGGUCUUGAUGGCGUCGUUAAGGAGUGCCGAGGCAGGAACCUCUUCUUCAGCACUGAUGUGGAGAAACAUGUCUUUGAGGCUGAUAUUGUUUUUGUCUCAGUCAACACUCCCACAAAAACUAGGGGUCUUGGUGCUGGUAAAGCUGCAGAUCUAACAUACUGGGAGAGCGCUGCUCGUAUGAUUGCCGAUGUAUCGAAAUCUGACAAGAUUGUAGUUGAGAAAUCAACUGUCCCGGUUAAAACUGCCGAAGCAAUUGAAAAGAUCCUUACCCAUAACAGCAAAGGAAUAAAAUUCCAAAUUCUCUCAAACCCUGAAUUCCUUGCUGAGGGGACUGCUAUUAAGGAUCUCUUUAACCCAGACCGUGUCCUCAUUGGAGGGAGGGAGACCCCGGAAGGUCAGAAGGCCAUCGCUGCGCUGAAGGCUGUUUACGCUCAUUGGGUACCUGAAGACCGGAUUCUCACUACCAAUCUUUGGUCUGCUGAGCUCUCCAAGCUUGCUGCCAAUGCUUUCUUGGCUCAGAGAAUCUCAUCCGUUAAUGCCAUUUCAGCUCUCUGUGAAGCCACUGGUGCAAAUGUUUCACAGGUAGCCUAUUCUGUCGGAACGGAUUCGAGAAUUGGACCCAAGUUCCUCAAUGCCAGUGUUGGUUUUGGUGGAUCUUGCUUCCAGAAGGACAUCUUAAAUCUGGUGUACAUCUGCGAGUGCAAUGGCCUUCCAGAGGUAGCAGAGUACUGGAAACAGGUGAUCAAGAUCAAUGAUUACCAGAAGAACCGUUUCGUUAACAGGGUCGUCGCCUCUAUGUUCAACACGGUUUCAAACAAGAAGAUUGCCAUCCUGGGUUUCGCAUUCAAGAAAGACACCGGUGACACGAGGGAGACCCCCGCCAUCGAUGUGUGCAAGGGACUCUUGGGAGACAAGGCACGGUUGAGCAUCUACGAUCCUCAGGUCACCGAGGAUCAGAUCCAGAGGGACCUCACACUCAGCAAGUUCGAAUGGGACCAUCCUACUCAUCUGCAGCCAAUGAGCCCCACAACUGUUAAGCAAGUGAGCGUCGUCUGGGACGCCUACGAAGCAACAAAGGAAGCUCAUGCAGUCUGCAUCCUGACCGAGUGGGACGAGUUCAAGAAUCUCGACUACAAGAGGGUAUAUGACAACAUGCAGAAACCUGCAUUCAUCUUCGAUGGCCGAAAUGUCGUUGACGCAGAUAAGCUGCGUGAUAUCGGGUUCAUCGUCUUCUCGAUCGGAAAGCCUCUCGAUCCAUGGCUGAAGGACAUGCCCGCUGUGGCUUAGACUUGCAGGUCCGCUUCCUUCAAUAGCCUUCCUCUUUGCACGGCAACAAAACCAGUUGGUGGAUUCUUUUACUAAAAUUUUAAUGUAUUUUUGUUGGUUUAUUUUCUUUCAUUUCCUCAUCAUAUUUUCUGUCGGGACUCUUUUUGAAGGUUUGAGACCAUAUGUUUUGCCUUCACAUUGUCCUAGAACCUAUCUUUUAUCUUCCCAUAAAAAUUUUUGUUAGAAAUUUCAUUACAUUUUUGUUUGCUUUUAUAAAUCAAAAUCAUAUGUUGCUCA